AUGAAUACAAAUUAUAGUGAAAUAAGGAAAUUGUUUAAUUAUUACAUUAGAGAAUAUUAUUAUCAAAAAUCAAAAGGGACAUAUUUUGUUCAUAUAAAAAAUCCAGGAAUAUUAUUUACCUCAUUAAAAUUUUAUAAAAAAAAAAAAACAAUUUUCCCAAAUAUAUAUGAUUGGUAUUUUGGUAAUUUAAAUAAUUUAAAAAAAAAUAAGGAUGUAUUGCAUUAUGAAAAUUAUUAUAAUAUAAAAAAUAUUUACUCAUACAAAAUAAACAAAAACAUAGAAAAAAAAGGGCAUGGUGUUGAAACUGGGAAUAUAUAUAUAGACGAUUCAGAAUCAAACUUAGACAAUACAUAUAGAACAAGCAAUUUAUAUUAUAAUAUGAACCCUGUUUAUUUAUCGAAAAUAUGUUUAUAUGAUUUAAAUGAUUAUCAUGUAUUAUUUUCAACGAAUUAUUAUGACGCGUUCAUACAGUUUUAUUACAGUUUAAUAUCAUAUAAAAUGGACUUAAAUAAUAUGAAAAUGUUUCCAAACUUAAGAAUAUUGAUAAGCCAUAUUAAAAAUUUAAAUAACAUUAUAAAUGACGAACUUAUUAAAAGUUCUUUUUUUUAUUUAAUUAAACAAAAAAAAAUAUUUAAUGAGGACUACCUUCAUAAUAUUUUUAAAAAUAUAUACUCCAUUAUGCUUCAUAAUUCUCCUCUUUAUUUAUUUGUUGACGACUUUUCACAAUUUAGGAUAAUUCUUAAUUUUAUAAAUAAGGGGGAAAUAAGAGAUAUGUUUGAAAGUGCCUUACCAUAUCCUUAUUAUAUAAUAGUAGACGAAAAUAUAAACAUCUACAAUAUACAAAAUUUUAAUGCUUAUUUAAAAGAAUAUAUAUUUAAAGAAAGAGAUUUAAAUACAAACACGGUUAAUUCAGAAGAUUAUGAUACCAACAAAGAAAGUCGUGACGAUAUUUUUAGCCCAAAUAAUAAUAAUCAACAUAAAAAUGUGGAGCAUAUUGAAAACUUUAAAAUUGGAAAUGAAAAUAGUAAAGAUGUUUCAAAUCCAAAAAAUUCAAAAAUUUAUUUUUUUAAGUUUAUAAAAAUAUUUGACAUGAAGCCAAAUUAUCGCUUCACCGUAAAAAAAUGA
This is a messenger RNA of Plasmodium vinckei vinckei, 1125 nucleotides long. Its product is annotated as conserved Plasmodium protein, unknown function. The transcript has 2 exons. The record is from RefSeq and is a predicted model, not a curated record. NCBI's taxonomy places the organism in Eukaryota, Apicomplexa, Aconoidasida, Haemosporida, Plasmodiidae. The coding region runs from base 1 to 1125 and encodes 374 amino acids.